Molecule: messenger RNA, 1665 nt
Organism: Chaetomium globosum CBS 148.51
Lineage: Eukaryota; Fungi; Ascomycota; Sordariomycetes; Sordariales; Chaetomiaceae
Exons: 2
Coding region: 1-1665 (554 amino acids)
Cellular component (GO): nucleolus
Molecular function (GO): GTP binding
Source: RefSeq, a predicted model, not a curated record
AUGGCCGGAUCAAUAACCAAACCCAAGAAGCCCAAGUCCAAGCGGACGCCCACUCGGCUGCGGCACAAGAUCGAGAAGGCGUCGGCCGCGAAGCAGCGCAAGGCGAGAAAGCUCGCCAAGAAGAACCCAGAAUGGCGGAGCAAGCUGAAGAAGGACCCUGGAAUUCCGAACCUGUUCCCCUACAAGGAGAAGCUGCUGCAACAGAUCGAGGAGGACCGCAUCCGGAGGAAAGAGGAGCAGCAGCGCCGUCGCGAGGCGGCCAAGGCGGCCAAGUCGACUGAUGCUGGCAAGACUGGGGGCGAUGAGCACAUGGAUGAGGACGAGGAGUUUGCUGGGGAGGAUGUGGAUGAUGUCAUGGAUGAGGACGACGACGAUGAUAGCGAUUUCGAUGACUCCAACCCGCUGGCUGCUCUCAUCGCGAGCGCGAAGAAGGCGGCAGAGAAGUACGACAAGGAAUUGCAGAGCGGUGACGAGAUGGAUGAUGACGAGGAUGACGAGAGCGAGGAUGACGACGCUGGGAUGAUUGAGGUGCAGGGCGGCGCGUCGUCGCGCAGGGCUUACGACAAGGUCUUCAAGCAGGUUGUCGAACAGGCUGAUGUCGUUCUCUACGUUCUGGACGCACGCGACCCCGAGGCCACGCGGUCGCGCGACGUUGAGGGGGCAGUCAUGGCGGCUGCCGGCGGCGGCAAGCGGCUUAUCCUGAUUCUCAACAAGGUCGAUCUCAUCCCGCCUCCCGUCCUGCGCGCCUGGCUCGCCCACCUGCGCCGCUUCUUCCCCACCCUCCCCCUCCGCGCAUCCAACCCGGCGCCCAACGCCCACACCUUCAACCACCGCGACAUCACUGUCCAGAGCACUAGUGCCACCCUCUUCCGCGCGCUCAAGUCGUACGCUGCGUCCCGCAACCUCAAGCGCGCCAUCUCCGUCGGCGUCAUCGGCUACCCCAACGUCGGCAAGUCCAGCGUCAUCAACGCCCUCCUCUCGCGCCUCGGCGGCAGCUCCCGCAACCAGCGCGCGGCCUGCCCCGCCGGUGCCGAGGCCGGCGUCACCACCUCGAUCCGCUCCGUCAAGAUCGACAACCGACUCACGCUGCUCGACUCGCCAGGUAUCGUCUUCCCGUCCACCAACCCGGGCGCCUCCUCCUCCACCUCCGCCUCCACCUUCGUCCCCAAGAACGCCACCGAGGCACACGCCCACCUAGUCCUCCUCAACGCCAUUCCACCCAAGCAAAUCAACGACGCGGUGCCGGCCGUCACGCUCCUUCUCAAGCGCCUAUCCGCCACCCCCGCGCUGAUGGAGCGCAUGACGCAGGUGUACGACCUGCCGCCACUGCUGCUGAACCCGGAGAGCGGCGACGCGACGACGGACUUCUUGAUCCAGGUGGCGCGCAAGCGCGGACGCCUCGGCCGCGGCGGCGUGCCCAACAUCGCCGCCGCCGCCAUGACCGUCGUCACCGACUGGCGCGACGGCCGCAUCCAGGGCUGGUCCGAGCCCCCCGUCGUUGGUGCCGCUGCCGCGCCCGGCAAGGAUGGGGUGGUUAGGAUUGCGGAUGAGGAGGUCAUGGCGGAUCAGAAGGUGAUUGUGACGCAGUGGGCCGAGGAGUUUAAGCUGGAGGGGUUGUGGGGGGAUGAGGCGGCGGAGGAGGUGAAGGAGGUGGAAAUGCAAUAA